AUGGAAGAUGACUAUUUCUAAGAGCUGUUUAAGCUAUUUCGAGAAUCAUAAUCUGUUCAGCCACCUAAAAAACCUAUUGGUGCAUAUGAUAGGUUUGUCGGAAAUUAUGAACAAGCAUGCAAAGAAAAAAAUCUAAUUCACAAUUCUGAGUAAGCAAAAAAAUAAUGGGAAAAUUUAGAAAAGGAACUUAGAGAGGAAUAUUAUCGAUUGUCAAAGUAGGAUUAAGAGCUGUAUGAAAAAUUAUUCAGUUCAUAUCAUUCCAUUUCAAUCCUCAUAAAAAAAAAGAAAGCAGAUGGAUCAGUACUAUUUUUUUAAGAGAAAGGAGCCGAUGGAAGUUUAACUAAUCUUCAAUAAUUAUGGGAUGAACUAAAUGCUGAAGACAAGUAAAUAUAUGGUUAAAGGGCAUAAUAAAAUUAGGAGGACACCAUUAAGGCCGCAAUAGAAGAAUAUAUAACUGAAUACUAAAAUUACUUGAAUCAAUAAAAUGAAAAGCCAUAAGAUUUAUAAUUUGUUCAAAAAAUGGAGGAUGAAUAGGAUGAAAUAGAUUAAAUUGAUAUCAUAAUAGGAAUAAAGCGAACUAAUGGAAAGAAAGAAUAUUUGGUAAGGUUUAAGGGCAAAACAGGUAAAGAUGCAAAAUGGUUCCCUAAAAAGAAACUCAGAAAAGUGAAAGAAAUUGUUAAGGAAUUUGAAGAAACUUAUUUUAAAUAAUCAUUUUAGGAUGUUGAAUCAAGUAGUGGCUUUGAUUCAACUCCUCCUCAACAAAUGUAAUAAGAAGAUGAGAAGGGAAAUCAAGGAAAAGAAAUAAAAUAAUCAUAAAAAUAAGAAAAUGAGGAAGUGAAAGAAGAAAAGAAAUAGAAAUAGAAAUAGUAAUAGAAAGCUAAGCCCAAAGAUGUUUCAACAAAAAGAACCUAAAUAACAUAAUAAAAGAAUGCAUAAUAAUAAAAAUCUGCUACAUCUUCAAAAGGAAAUACUUCUACUCCAAAAAUUUCUGAAGUUGAAAUUAAAACAAGUUAAUCCAGAAGAAAUUAAAAAAUACCAGAAAAAGCAAAUCCAACCGAACCUAAAUUAAAUCAGGAAAAAUCAAACAAAAAAUAAGAUUAAGAGAUAAAGAACUAGAAAUAGUAAGAUAAAUCACAAGAUGACAGAAAACAGAGAAACAAACAAAUCUCAGUCGAAAAACCUACUAGAUCUUUAAGGGAAACAAAGGGAUCUAAAGAAGAUCUAUCAAAGAGAUCUAACAAAAUAACUCAAGAAGAGCCAGUUGGUAAAAGAGUAAAGAAAUAAAUCAACGAUUUGUCUGUAGAAAAAUCCAAGGUUAAAACAAUUUAGAAAUCCAAUUCACGAGAAGAAAGAUAAAUCCAAUAAUAAAAAGAAUAGAUCAAAGAAGUUGUUAUCCCAAAAAGAUCAGGUAGAAGUAGAGAUUAUUCAACUACUAAAGCAUAAUAAGUACCAUCUGUAAAGAAUGACAAACAAGAAAAAAAGGAAAAUAAAUUAUCUACUAAAGGAAAAUAAGUUGUGCAAAAAUAAAGUUUGAAUACUUCUAAUCUUUAAUAAUCAAACAAGAGAAACAUCAACAAUUAAGAAAGUUAAUAAAAAUAAUCUAAAAAUUAAUAAUAAUAAAGUGCAGUAUCAAAAACAAGAACUACAAGUGUCAAGUCAAAUAAACAAUAAAAUAAUUAAAAAUAAGAAAAAGAACAAAUUACAAACAACAAUCGUUCUCGAUCAGCAGAUGUAAUCAAAAAUAUUAUUCCUAAAAGUAAGGCUAUCAAUAAUGUACGUAAAAGUUCAAUAAUAAGUAGAAGUCCAAAGAAAACCUCAGCAAAUACAUAAAAGAAUGAAUCAUUGAAUAAAGGCCAAUAAAAAUAAUAAUAGCAAAGUAACUAAACUUUAGCUAAAUAAACAAAGCAAUAGGUUGAAGUAAAAAAUAAAAGUUCUAUAAAUACUUAAAAAUCUAGCUCAGAUGCAAUCUCAAAAAAAAGGGAAUUACGUGGAAAAACAAUAACCAAGAAUCCUGUGAAAAUCAACAAAAAAAUAUCAAAAAACAAAACAAAUAAUAAAGGGAAAUAAAAAAAUAAAAUAAGUGAGUAAUAAAGAAAUAAGGAAAAAGAAAGCUAAAAAAAUAGUAAUGCCAUUUCUAUGGUUACUGCCAGAUAAACUAGAAGCAAAAAAUCUAAGGAUGUAGGAAAAAGAAAGCACUGA
This is a messenger RNA of Paramecium tetraurelia, 2199 nucleotides long. RefSeq lists its product as uncharacterized. The transcript is spliced from 3 exons. The record is from RefSeq and is a predicted model, not a curated record. Lineage: Eukaryota; Ciliophora; Oligohymenophorea; Peniculida; Parameciidae.